Molecule: messenger RNA, 2699 nt
Organism: Petromyzon marinus (sea lamprey)
Lineage: Eukaryota; Metazoa; Chordata; Hyperoartia; Petromyzontiformes; Petromyzontidae
Product: ras-related protein Rab-6B
Molecular function (GO): GTP binding; GTPase activity
Source: RefSeq, a predicted model, not a curated record
GCUGGCGUCUGUCGUCAUCACGCACGGCUACGCGCUGACGUCACGCGACAGCUCCGUGCUCUGCUGCGGAAUUAGGGCGGGUGGGUCGUGUCUACAGCGGCAGCGAUAAUUAUUAUAUAUUAAAAAAAAACACACAAUCAUAAAAUUAACACCGUCGCCGCGAAGAAGAGCCAUCGAACGAGCAAAAAUGUCUACGAAUAACGACUUCGGCAACCCUUUAAGGAAAUUCAAACUGGUCUUCUUGGGCGAGCAGAGCGUUGGCAAGACUUCCCUGAUCACACGGUUCAUGUAUGACAGCUUUGACAACACCUACCAGGCGACGAUCGGCAUCGACUUCCUGUCGAAAACCAUGUACCUGGAGGAUCGAACGGUCCGCCUUCAGCUGUGGGACACAGCCGGCCAGGAGCGAUUCCGAAGCCUCAUCCCCAGCUACAUCCGCGACUCCACCGUGGCCGUGGUUGUCUACGACAUCACUAACGUCAACUCAUUCCAGCAGACGUCCAAGUGGAUCGACGACGUGAGGACGGAGCGGGGAGGAGAUGUCAUCAUCAUGCUGGUCGGCAACAAGACUGACCUCGUCGAUAAGAGGCAAAUCACCACGGAGGAGGGUGAGCAGAGGGCCAAGGAGCUGAGCGUCAUGUUCAUCGAGACGAGCGCCAAGACGGGCUUCAACGUGAAGCAGCUGUUCCGCCGUGUGGCUGCGGCGCUUCCCGGCAUGGAGAACACGGAAGAGAAGAGCAAGGAGGACAUGAUCGAUAUCAAUCUGGAGAAGCCCAAAGAUCCUCCGGUGAGCGAGGCUUCCUGCUCCUGCUGAUGUCCUGCCCGCGUCAAGUCCCUACGACUGCCUCCCAUCGCGGCCACGAUCCGCCCACCCUCGCCCACCCUCGUCCACCCUCGUCCACACUCGUCCACCCUCGUCCACCUCGUCCACCCUCGUCCACCUCCUUCACCCCGACUCAACCCACGCGAGACACGAGUGUGUACACCGCCACUCCCGCCGCCGCCCAUCCUCGUCACGUUUUAGUGUCAUCAUCGUCGUCGUCAUCGUCGUCAUCGUCAUCGUCGCCAUCAUCAUCGAGCGCUUCCCCGCGCGGUCGCUGCGUUGACCUGCCACCGUUGCACCGCAAGGCGUCGACGUGCGUGUAAGGGGGGGGGGGUGGGGGAUGGGGGGGGGGCCAGGGGCGGAGUUUUAAUUUCUCGUCGCGUUAUUUUGCCCGUGCGGUGCGCGUGUCCGGAGUGGCGGCGGUGGCGGCGGUCGCUGGUAGACUGGGGGAGGGGGGGGGGGGGAAACGUUGUACGGAAUGCACACGGUGGCGCGUGCGUGCGUAACGCGUGUGUGUGACCAAGGAAGUAUCCACAGCUGUAGUGUAGGGUGAGGGCGUGGGGGAGGUGUGUGUGUAUGUGUGACCAAGGAAGUAUCCACAGCUGUAGUGUAGGGUGAGGGCGUAGGGGAGGUGUAUGUGUGUGUGUGACCAAGGAAGUAUCCACAGCUGUAGUGUAGGGUGAGGGCGUGGGGGAGGUGUAUGUGUGUGCGACCAAGGAAGUAUCCACAGCUGUAGUGUAGGGUGAGGGCGUGGGGGAGGUGUAUGUGUGUGUGUAAAUGCGACCAAGGAAGUAUCCACAGCUGUAGUGUAGGGUGAGGGCGUGGGGGAGGUGUGUGUGUGUGUGUGCUAUAUACUUGAUGUGCGGUGCGUGCCGGUGAUAUUCAUUGAGCCGCCCCCGGCUUUCACGACUUCCGGUGCCGGCAGCGGUGCCGGCAGCGGUACCGGCAGCGGUACCGGCAGCGGUACCGGCAGCGGUACCGGCAGCGGUACCGGCAGCGGCGAGCGAAAGCCGCGUUCGGAGGGCGGUGCAGGAGAAGGGAUGACAUCGCGAUAGGGGGAAACGAAAAAACGAAAACCCUCCCAACCACCAGAACGAUGAUGACGACGUAAAACUCGUGGCGGCUAGCGACGUAACGGACCUCCGGUUGGUAACCAAACGUUCAAGAGUAUCAUCGGCGUAGCGGACCUCCGGGUGGUAACCAAACGUUCAAGAGUAUCAUCGGCGUAGCGGACCUCCGGGUGGUAACCAAACGUUCUAGAAUAUCAUCGGCGUAGCGGACCUCCGGGUGGUAACCAAACGUUCAAGAAUAUCAUCGGCGUUGCGGACCUCCGGUUGGUAACCAAACGUUCAAGAGUAUCAUCGGCGUUGCGGACCUCCGGGUGGUAACCAAACGUUCAAGAGUAUCAUCGGCGUAGUGGACCUCCGGUUGGUAACCAAACGUUCAAGAGUAUCAUCGGCGUAACGGAACCUCCGGUUGGUAACCAAACGUUCAAGAGUAUCAUCGGCGUAGCGGACCUCCGGUUGGUAACCAAACGUUCAAGAGUAUCAUCGGCGUUGCGGACCUCUGGUUGGUAACCAAACGUUCAAGAAUAUCAUCGGCGUAGCGGACCUCCGGGUGGUAACCAAACGUUCAAGAGUAUCAUCGGCGUAGCGGACCUCCGGUUGGUAACCAAACGUUCAAGAGUAUCAUCGGCGUAGCGGACCUCCGGUUAAAAACCAAACGUUCAAGAAUAUCAUCGGCGUUGUGGACCUCCGGUUGGUAACCAAACGUUCAAGAAUAUCAUCGGCGUUGCGGACUUCCGGUUGGUAACCAAACGUUCAAGAGUAUCAUCGGCGUUGCGGACCUCCGGGUGGUAACCAAACGUUCAAGAGUA